Molecule: messenger RNA, 1457 nt
Organism: Schistosoma intercalatum
Lineage: Eukaryota; Metazoa; Platyhelminthes; Trematoda; Strigeidida; Schistosomatidae
Source: the annotation of a GenBank genome assembly
AAAUAAGGUGGAAAAGAUAAAAUAUGGCAAUGAAAACUAUUAUCUGUACGACCGAACGUACACUUUUGUUUUACAUAUCCAAUUGAGUGGACUUGUACUACAAUUAGUUUGGUUUGUGUAUAUCUGGUCACGUAUUUGUCUAUCCAUUUACUUAGGGUGUUUAUCACAAAAUAUGUCAUCUGUCUGCGAUCGUUUGUUGAAGUCAGUGGCCCCAUCAAAUAUCGAGCCCCGUUCUCGUAGUAAAGUGACUGUUAUAGGUGUUGGAAUGGUUGGAAUGGCUGCAGCAUUCUCUACCAUGCAAGUGGCAGGAGAACUCGCACUUAUUGAUGUCGUAGCAGAUAAGGUUAAAGGAGAAGUUCUUGAUCUACAGCAUGGUCAACAGUUUAUUGGCAGAUGCAAAAUUGAUGGGGGAACCGACUACAAAUACUCUGCAAACUCAGAUAUUGUCGUCAUCACUGCUGGUGCCAGACAAAACGAAGGAGAAUCACGACUGAACCUUGUUCAGCGUAAUGUUGAUAUAUUCAAGAAAAUAAUACCGAAUGUUGUGAAAUACAGUCCAAACUGCAUCAUAGUCGUCGUAUCGAACCCUGUCGAUAUUUUGACAUAUGUUGCUCGAAGAUUGAGUGGAUUUGAAGCUCAUAGAGUAAUUGGGACCGGAACCAUGCUUGACUCGGCGAGGUUUCGUUUUCUGUUAGGUGAGAAAUUGGGAGUAUCUGCCAAUUCUGUCCAUGGAUAUGUAAUUGGUGAACAUGGUGACUCGAGUGUUGCUGUUUGGAGUAAUGUGAAUGUUGCUGGAGUUCGGCUGUCUUCUCUAAAUCCGAAGAUAGGAUGCAAAGAUGAUCCUGAAAAUUUCGAGGAAAUACACAAGCAAGUUAUUCAGAGUGCCUAUGACAUCAUUCGCUUGAAAGGUUACACCUCAUGGGCGAUCGGGUUGACAUGUCGAUCACUUUGUAACGCACUAUUAAAUAACCUUCACACAGUUUAUCCACUCUCUGUUCCUGUCAAAGGAGUUCACGGAAUCGAAGAGGAUGUUUAUUUGAGUUUACCAUGUCUUGUAACUUCAGCUGGAAUCAGUCAUUUGAUUCCGCUUGAACUUAGUGCGGAUGAAUUGUGCAAAUUGAGAAAAAGUGCUGCCACUCUGAAUGAAGUUAUAACAAAAAUCCAAUGGUAAAGUCGUACGACUAAUAGUUGCCGCACGUUCACGUAUCAAAGAACACUAGCUUUUUCCUUUUUCAUGUAUGUUCUCUCUGUUUUUAAAUUACUUAUUGGUUAUCAAUCCUUACAACCGAUUCCUCGAAAUCAAACGCAAAGUGUUCAUAAAGUCUCAUCUUAUAAUAUGGCUGGUAUUCAUUCAAAUGCUGCUAAUAAGUAACGAAUUGUUGUGAACAGUUUUAGAUUCGAUGACUUGAAAAGUCAUAUGUACCCAUCUUCAGAAAAAAUAAAUUUUUUAGUAUUUA